CACCACUGCUGCUGCUCUUGUAUUGCCCAUGAUACAUUAGAGAAUACGAUUGUAAUCUCUUCGUAAUCUGAAGACAGACGCUAAAUCCCUCUAUUUAAAUUGCUUUAAAACUAUUAAUAGCCUCGCUCUCAGAUGAGAGCAUCAUAGCCGACAAAACAUCGUAAUAUUCCUCGAUUAGAACGAGGUGACUCCCAAGGCGAACGGUAUUCGGUCCGUCCACCUAUGGUCUGGCAGGUUUUUGACCAAGGCUACGGAUAAAAUGUGGGAUGAAGUUGCUCGGUCUGCGCCGGUUAAGUAUGGCGCUGUCAUAGCGGUCACAGUGAUCUGCGUUGUUCUGUUGAGAAAAUGGAUUGCUGGGGGUGUGUGUCAAUCUUCAGUCCAAUUACGUGGCAAGACGGUGUUGGUCACCGGUGCCAACACCGGCAUUGGCAAGGAAACGUGCCAUGACAUGGCACGUAGAGGGGCGCGGGUGGUGAUGGCAUGCCGGGACCUGACACGGGCUGCGAGGGCGGCAGAUGAGAUUCGUCAGGCCACAGGGAACAGCAACAUCGUAGUGCGGCACCUGGACCUGGCCUCUAUGUACUCUGUCAGAGAGUUGGCCAAAGAGUUCAUUGCCAGUGAGGAUCGCCUGGAUAUACUCAUCAACAACGCUGGUGUGAUGAUGUGCCCUAAGUGGCUAACAGAGGAUGGCUUCGAGACACAACUGGCUGUCAAUCACCUCGGACACUUUCUACUGACCAAUCUCCUUCUGGGGAAGCUCAAGAGCUCCGCCCCUAGCCGCGUGGUCAAUGUGUCUAGCAUUGCCCACAAAGGGGGUAAGAUCCAGUUUGAUGAUCUUUUCUUUGCCAAGAGGCCAUACAACUCCCUGGUCAGUUACAGGCAGAGCAAGCUGGCCAACGUGCUAUUCUCCAGAGAGCUGGCCAGAAGGUUGAAAGGUACGGGGGUGACGUCCUACAGCCUGCAUCCCGGGGUGAUCAGGACAGAGCUGACUCGUCAUGUGGAGACCUGGUUCCCCAUGCUGAGGGCCAUCCUGUCAGCCCCCUCUGUGCUCCUCAUGAAGACCCCCACCCAGGGUGCCCAGACCUCCAUCUACUGUGCUGUCACCCCAGGACUGGAGCACAAGUCUGGCAGCUACUUCAGUGACUGUGCCAUGACGGAGACCGCCCCAGGGGGGAGGGAUGAUGCGGUGGCCAAGAGGCUUUGGAAGGAGAGUGCCCGUCUGGUGGGUUACAUAGAGAAAGACUGAACAACCCCCUCCACCUGCAAACUAUAGAGAAAGACUGUACAACCCCCCCAUCUGAAAACUAUAGAGAAAGACUGUACAACCCCCUCCACCUUCAAACUAUAGAGAAAGACUAUACAACCCCCUCCACCUUCAAACUAUAGAGAAAGACUGAACAACCCCCUCCAUCUGAAAACUAUAGAGAAAGACUGAACAACCCCCUCCAUCUGAAAACUAUAGAGAAAUACUGAACAACCCCCUCCACCUGCAAACUAUAGAGAAAGACUGUACAACCCCCUCCACCUUCAAACCAUAGAGAAAGACUGUACAACCCCCUCCACCUUCAAACUAUAGAGAAAUACUGAACAACCCCCUCCACCUUCAAACUAUAGAGAAAGACUGAACAACCCCCUCCACCUUCAAACUAUAGAGAAAUACUGAACAACCCCCUCCACCUGCAAACUAUAGAGAAAGACUGUACAACCCCCUCCACCUUCAAACCAUAGAGAAAUACUGAACAACCCCCUCCACCUUCAAACUAUAGAGAAAUACUGAACAACCCCCUCCACCUUCAAACUAUAGAGAAAUACUGAACAACCCCCUCCACCUGCAAACUAUAGAGAAAGACUGUACAACCCCCUCCACCUUCAAACCAUAGAGAAAGACUGUACAACCCCCUCCAUCUGAAAACUGGGAACUCAUGAACUAAGGACAGCUCCAACCCCCUCUGACAAACAGCAUCAACAGAUUGGACGACUGGUACCAAGGAAUCCUCAAGCCUCUCUUCUCUGACCUCUCAAUAUAAAAUGACCUGUAAGGAGUCUUCAAAGAGACAUGCAUGUGUGAUGUGUAGUUACCAGGUUGGGGCGUCCAUGCUUACCUUGGAGAUUGCAGACUGAAAGACUAACAGACCUGUAGGAACUCAACUCAGGACAAAAAGUCCUUUCACCUCACUAUACAACAUAUUUAUUUGGAGCAUCCUUCGCCAGUCAUUCUUGUAGAAUUCUGACCCCUGUUAACAGGGAAAGAUUUUGUACCCCAAAAAUCUGAGGUUUAACAGGGGCGUCAUGUACCCCAAAAAUCUGAGGUUUAACAGGGGUGUCAUGUACCCCAAAAAUCUGAGUGUGCAUAAAGUAUGUGAGGAUGGCUGGGGGAGUGGUUGGAUAAUUUAGCAAUUUUCAAACACCUGAAAAAGCUUUUUUCCUGCAAUCUAGAGCCAUGAUCAUUAUGCUUAAUUUUAUGUGAAAAAUAUGUAUAUUUUUCUGCAUAUUUAAGCAUACUUUUUGAACUGUCUGUAUCCACCUGAUUGGUGGUUCUUUUUUUCAAUAAAACUAAAUAUUCAUCUCUACAUCUCUGCUAAAAAUCUGGGUAAAAGAUUGAAAGGAAUGUGAGUCUUAUUCAGUACAUUGAAUAAUUCCUCACUUUUCUAAAGUCUACCAACCUUGCCAGCACACAUGCCAGCUAAGAUAGUUAGACAAGCUAGCUACUCUAACUUGUUUGAUAGCCUUCUUUAUAGCUAGUUAUGAGGUUGGGAGAUUGGGAACCAAUCUGGGCUAGCUAAAGCCAACUUCAUAAAAUUGCUAGGAGGCAAUUUAUUUUUUUAUUCGUAAAACAGGACACAUCUGAGGGGGCACGUGCCCCUGCGCCCCCUAUGGGCAUUAUGCCUCUGCCUGAUAAUAUGAAUGUCAGUUGAGAGUGUUGUACUUGAUAGCUUAGUACAUUGGGAUGAAUAUUACACUGGUGAUCAUGCAUUUACUGCAGUUUAACACUUUAGAGUGUCAUGUUUAUGAAAUAAGCAGGUAAAUAGUAUAUUUCAUCAUUAGAGAUUGCAGGUAAUUAUUGCCAAGUGUUCACCUGGUUAUUUCCUGAGGGCACUGUAAAAGCAUGUUUAUACUAAAUGUUCUCUGUAAAGAGUAGUUGUCUUUUGGAAUUCACUCCUGAAAUGGGAAACUGCUGAUGGUCAUUCUGUUUUUCAAGGAAGGAUCAUCUUCAACGUAAUUUUGCAAAGUAGCAACAAUGACUAUCUCAAAUAAAAUGUAAGCUUUG
Messenger RNA from Oncorhynchus kisutch (coho salmon), 3268 nucleotides. Its product is annotated as retinol dehydrogenase 12-like. The transcript has 7 exons. The coding region runs from base 260 to 1246 and encodes 328 amino acids. The record is from RefSeq and is a predicted model, not a curated record. Lineage: Eukaryota; Metazoa; Chordata; Actinopteri; Salmoniformes; Salmonidae.